AUGGAUAGAGCCUCUAUUGGAGCGUCGACAGCCUGGUCAGCUUCAGCGUCCUCGAAUAGUGCUGUGAUUGAGUACAACCACCAGGACGUUUUCGACGAUGAUUCCGAUUACGCUUCCGGUUUCGACAGCUAUCCGUCGUCGCUCGUAUCCGGCGAGACGCACACCUACAACAGAAGUGUAAAUGGCCGGAAAUACUUCUCCCGCCGACAGGUCGAUUAUAGUUUCCCCCACGACGAGGAGGAGGAGAUUCGGUUAGACCUUCUUCACCGAGUCUGCACCUUAGCACUUGAGGGCAGAAUGUUCAAGGCCCCAGUAACUAAACCUCUAAAAAUCCUAGACGUGGGGACAGGGACAGGUCUAUGGGCUAUUGAGGUAGCCGAAUGCUCACGUGUUUGGCACUGACAUCGCCCCGAGCAAGCUCCCGUGGGCGCCGCCCAACCUGGACAUCCAACUGGAGGACAUCGAGGAGGAAUGGGUCUUUCCCGAGAACACCUUCGACCUCAUACACAUCCGGUCAAUGGCGGGAUUCAUAGCCGACUGGCCACGCCUUCUCACCCAGUCACUCACGGCGCUGAAACCAGGCGGCUACAUUGAAUUCCACGACUUCUCCUCACCUUUCGCCUGCGAAGAUGGCACCCUUCCUCCCAACAGCGCGCUUACCUUAUGGGUAAAGACUUGGGAAGAGGGUGCGGUCCUGUCCGGCAGGAGUUGGAGCACCGUUGGUCCAGGGAUGUCGGCCAUGCUGCGAGCCGUUGGCUUUGAGAACGUUGUGAACGAGGAGUACAAAAUUUCCACUACCGGAGCGAAGCCACAGGAUGCGAGGUUGAGAGAAAUGAGCAGGUGCAUGUUGCAGCAGGCGCUCGAUGGCGCGGAGGGUAUCACGUUGGACAUGUUUAUUCGCGUGUUGGGAUGGGACAAGAAGGAUGUGGAGGACCUUGUCACGAAGGUGCGCGGGGAGAUGC
Tuber melanosporum (Perigord truffle) is the source of this 962-nucleotide messenger RNA. RefSeq lists its product as uncharacterized. The coding region runs from base 1 to 402 and encodes 133 amino acids. Lineage: Eukaryota; Fungi; Ascomycota; Pezizomycetes; Pezizales; Tuberaceae. The transcript has 3 exons. The record is from RefSeq and is a predicted model, not a curated record.